AUGACGAUUAUGCCGAAGAUCAGUUUGGGAACUUAUCUCGCACAUGGACAACAGCUUGAAAAGGCAGUCGAAUACGCUUUGAAGUGUGGAUAUCGUGGUUUUGACACGGCCAAAUUUUACGAAAAUGAGAGAGAUUUGGGAAUGGCGUUAAAGAAGCAUCUUCCUCGCUUCGGUUUGAAAUCUGAAGAUAUUUUUCUUACGACAAAAAUUUUUCCGUAUUCAAAAAAUACGCAAAAGUGUCUUAUCGCGGAUAUUGAAAAAUCAAUGCAAUUUCUCAACAGAAGAUAUCUAGAUUUGGUAUUGAUUCACUAUCCAAGGCCGUUUGAUAACGAUAACAGCGAUUUAAAAAAUAUUGCAAGUCGUCGUGAAUUGUGGAAUGAAUUGGAGACGCUAAAACAAGUCGGAUUGAUUUCUUCGAUUGGUGUAUCAAAUUAUGAGAUUCGACAUAUUGAAGAAAUGUCGAAGUACUCGGAUGAAAAACCAGCAGUCAAUCAGAUCGAAUAUCAUCCUCAUUUCCAGCGCAAGAAUCUGAAAAAUCAUUGCGAUAAGAAUGGAAUCAUUUUUCAGGCAUUUUCACCACUCGGAAGACAGAGUAAACAACUGCUCGAAGAUGAAAAUAUUGCAAAAAUCGCUAGAAACCAUAAUAUAACUAAUGCGCAAGUCAUUUUGAGUUGGGCUCUUCAAAGUGGUGCUUAUAUAGUCCCAAAAUCUGUGACAGAAAAACGAAUUGAAGAGAACUUCAAGAUUUCGAAGCUGUCAUUGCAUGAAAUGAAUGAAAUAAACGCAUUAGAUCGCGAGUGUCCUUAUACGGAAGACAACGGAUGGCUGUGUGUUUGA
Molecule: messenger RNA, 837 nt
Organism: Caenorhabditis bovis
Lineage: Eukaryota; Metazoa; Nematoda; Chromadorea; Rhabditida; Rhabditidae
Source: the annotation of a GenBank genome assembly